AUGACAUCCGAAGCCGUGGGCUCGAAUUUAGCCGGAGACGCAGUCUCGGCCCCCGGGGACGACACUGGUGGAGCAUCGUGGGAAGUGGAUUCGGACAUCUUGGAAAUAGGAAAGAAAGAAGGUCCGAGAGAGGAAUUUAAGAAAAAUGAAGGAACUGGUGGUUCGAGGAGGAGUGAAUUGGCUAAGCUGUACAAGAGAGUAGUAGCCACAGACACAAGUCCUAAGCAGCUGCAAUAUGCAACGAGGGUACCUAAUGUUCGAUACGUUUGUACCUCUCCCAAGAUGUCAAUGGCUGAAGUAGAAAAUAAAAUAGGAGCAGAGUCAAGUGUAGACCUGGUAACAAUUGCUGCAGCUCUUCAUUGGUUUGAUCUCCCGACUUUCUACCAACAAGUGAAAUGGGUGCUCAAGAAACCAAAUGGAGUAAUCGCGGCCUGGUCCUACACUGUGCCACAAGUAAAUAGCUCAGUUGAUGCAGUUUUUGAUCAAUUUUACUACAAUGAUGCUGGGCCUUAUUGGGAAUCUCCAAGAAAGUUGGUCGAUGAAAAGUACAAAACUAUUGAUUUUCCAUUUGAGCCUGUGGAUGGUUGUGGUCACAGUGGACCGUUCCAGUUCAAGAUUGAGAAAGCCAUGGACUUGGAUACUUAUUUCACAUACCUGAAGUCAUUGUCAGCUUGUCAAACUGCAAAACAAAAGGGUGUUGAGCUCUUGACAGGUCAUGUUGUUGACAAAUUCAAUUGUGCUUGGGAUGAAAUUAGCCAGAAAACUGUAAUUUUCCCACUUUACUUGAGGAUUGGCAAAGUAAGGAACUUGGAUUCUCUUCCAGGAGCUUAG
Molecule: messenger RNA, 831 nt
Organism: Lycium barbarum (goji berry)
Lineage: Eukaryota; Viridiplantae; Streptophyta; Magnoliopsida; Solanales; Solanaceae
Exons: 2
Coding region: 1-831 (276 amino acids)
Molecular function (GO): S-adenosylmethionine-dependent methyltransferase activity
Source: RefSeq, a predicted model, not a curated record